AGGGCAGAUUGUAGUCGUACAACUAUACGGUCGUCGACACUUAAGUCUUUACCAAAACUGUGCGGGAUAAUCCAUAAAAAAAUUAUAUGAAAAAAGGCCGCUGGGAGAGAUAUAUUGUUAUGUAGACUUCCAAACUGAACGUCACAAUUUUUUUUCCUAAAAAAAUAAAAAAAAAACAAAAACAAAAAAAUAAACAACAUCCCAUAAAGCUUGGAUUAGAUCUCUUUUUUUAAAAGUGACUAAAAGACAUGGGUUAUGACCUUAGGCGAUUUCAUGGGGAGGUAGAUGAAGAACUUAUUUGCCCCAUCUGUUCUGGAGUUCUUGAGGAACCAUUACAGGCACCUCAGUGUGAACAUGCUUUCUGUCGAAUCUGUAUCCAUGAGUGGCUUACUCGGCAACAGACAUGCCCCGUUGAUCGAACUCCUAUUACACCACUACAGCUCAAGUCUGUGCCUCGUAUUCUUCGUAAUCUUUUGUCUCGACUCCUUAUUUCCUGUGAUAACUCUACCUUUGGGUGUGCUGCAGUGGUGAAGCUUGAUAGACUUUCAUCACAUCUAGAAGGAUGCGAGCAUAACCCAAGAAGGCCCGUACAAUGUGAACAAGGAUGUGGAUUAGUUGUUCCCAUGGAUGAGCUUAAGGAUCACAACUGUAUCAAAGAACUUCGAGCUUUGGUGGAAAGUCAACAACAGAAAAUGAAACAGUUUCAACAGGAGCUAAGUGAACAAAAACGAGAGAUUAACAUGCUCAAGGAACAUAUACAUUCCUUCAGGUUAUCCAGUCCUUCUGUCCCAAGUCUUAUGGAAUCUAUUGGACUUGAUGAGAUCUCUCGAUGGUCCAGCUCUCUCCAGAGAGCUAGAGUUACACGGUGGGGAGGAAUGAUAUCAACACCCGAUAUUGUGUUGCAGGCGAUGGUGAAGAGGGCACUAAGUGAAAGUGGCUGUCCACCACAUAUAAUCAAUGACCUUAUGGAAAAUGCUCAUGAGCGGAGGUGGCCCCCAGGGCUCAGUACCUUGGAGACACGACAGACAAAUCGUAGACAAUACGAAAACUACGUCUGUAAACGAAUCCCUGGAAAACAGGCUGUUGUUGUAAUGACAUGUGAUAACAGCCACAUGAAUGCAGAUAUGCUUCUUAACCCUGGGCUAGUCAUGAUUUUUGCUCAUGGAAUAGAAUGACGUUGAACCCCUGUUUUUUCUGCACAUAAUUUUAUAUCAGUUCUAGUCCACAGUUGGGUGUUCUUUUGUCAUUUUGAUGCUCAAAACUUGUUGUUUUUGCUCUUGGCAUUGCAUUUAGCUGUUUUCUAAAAAGAAGUUUCUCUUCUAUAUAGGCCAAGAUUUACUUUCUGAACAUUGUAAAAACAAUUGAAGAAAGAAAUCUUCUGCUGACAUACAUUUUUACUUUUACUAAUACUAGUAAGCUGGAAAAACAUUUUAGGACCAGGAGAUGUAAAAUGUAAACUCUUAGCAAGUAUAUAGAAAGUUAUAAAAUGAUUUUAUUACAAAUCACUGUAAUUAAUGGGCCAUUGUCGGGUUUAAAUUAUAAAUCAGUAUUAUUAAAAAUCUUGAUUAUUUGUUUUAACUAUGAUACAUUUUUAUGGUAUAUGUUUGUAUAUUUUUGAUAUGGGGGGGGGGGGGGAUGAGUGAGCAAAACAACUGAAGAAAUUCAAUUGUUUUUUCAAAAAGUUAUAAUUAUCCAAGUUAUAGAAAUUAAAGAUCACUGACAGUUUUGGAAGGAGUUGAUGACAAAACACUGGAAACAAGAAACAAAUUUUUACCAUACAUAUUCUUAACACAUUUCUAAUUGAAUAAUUAAAUAAUCUUGUCAAUAUUUUUUUCAUAUUUAAGAAACAA
Messenger RNA from Limulus polyphemus (Atlantic horseshoe crab), 1850 nucleotides. Its product is annotated as E3 ubiquitin-protein ligase NRDP1-like. The record is from RefSeq and is a predicted model, not a curated record. The coding region runs from base 249 to 1175 and encodes 308 amino acids. Gene Ontology annotation, cellular component: plasma membrane signaling receptor complex. Gene Ontology annotation, molecular function: ubiquitin protein ligase activity. Lineage: Eukaryota; Metazoa; Arthropoda; Merostomata; Xiphosura; Limulidae. The transcript is spliced from 6 exons. Gene Ontology annotation, biological process: protein K63-linked ubiquitination; tumor necrosis factor-mediated signaling pathway; regulation of canonical NF-kappaB signal transduction.